Messenger RNA from Lagopus leucura (white-tailed ptarmigan), 474 nucleotides. RefSeq names its product protein lifeguard 3-like. The transcript is spliced from 4 exons. Bases 84 to 458 code for a protein of 124 amino acids. Lineage: Eukaryota; Metazoa; Chordata; Aves; Galliformes; Phasianidae. The record is from RefSeq and is a predicted model, not a curated record.
GCCUGUCCCGUCCCGCCCCGGCCGAGUUCCAGCCCCGCGGAGCAGCGCGCAGCAGGUGCCCAGCAGGACAGCUCGCAGCUGGCAUGGCGCAGCCCAGCGCACCCCCCCCGUACGACGACAAGAACCCCCUCUACCCCCCCAGUGCCUACCCCCAGCCCUCCCACUAUGCUGGAGGGUACCCACAGCCAGGGGGGUACCCUGCACCUGCGGGCUAUGCAGCACCAGGGGGGUAUGGGACACCAGGAGGGUACCCACAGCCAGGGAUGGCUAUGCCCACCAUGCCCAUGCGCUUUGGUGAUAACUAUGGAGGUGACGGUAUGGGAGGCAGCUCCCCCAUCCAGUCGGCUGACUGGGAUGACAGAAAAGUACGGCACACCUUUAUCCGCAAGGUCUAUGCCAUCAUCUCCGUGCAGCUGCUGGUGACAGUGGGGAUCAUCGCGAUGUUCACCUUUGUGUGAGUGAGGCGGUGAUGGG